AUGAAGAAAACUAUUGAAAGAAAAGGUGAUUUUUUAUCAUUAAUCAAACAUCCUUUAAGUGAUGUUCAUGCAGUUGCAAGUGUUAUAUUAAUGUUCUUAAGAGAAUUACCAGAACCAUUGAUUACAUUCAAAUCAUAUGACCUCUUUAUUGAUUGUGCAAAAACAUACGAAAUGGAUCAAUACACCAAAUCUAGUGCUCUUAGUGUAGCUAUUAAUACAUUUCAUGCAUUAGUUAAAACAUUACCAUCAAGAAAUUUAAAAAUACUUGCGUUCUAUAUGAACUUAUUUUAUGUUUUUACUAUUAACAGUGAUGUACAUAAAAUGCAAGCAAAUAAUGUUGCUAUUUGUAUUGCUCCAACGUUACUUCGUUCACAAAAAGAAUCAUGGGAAAGUGCAAUAUCAUCUAUUAAAUAUCAGUCCAUAGUAUGUACAUUCUUAAUUAAAUAUUACCCACUUAUUUUUCGUGAUACAUGCAACACUGAAGGGUUAUUGUAUCCUCAAUAUCAAAACGUUUCAAACAAUGACAAGAAUAAAUUACUAAAUCAAAUGACAAAAACUGUUCGUUUAUCAACUCCAGAAAAGCCAAAAAGAAAAGCUAGAAAAUCUAUUUGGGAAGAUUUUUGUAGAGAUUUGAAAACAAAAGAUAAAGAAGUAGAAAAAAAACAUAUGAGAAAUCGUGAAAUGAAAAAAACACAAUUUACACCUUCUACUCUAAAACUAGUUAGUGCUGAUGAUAAAGAAAAAGAAGAAAUUAAAGAAGAAAUUAAAAAGAAAAGACCAAAGAGUGAGAGUAUGGCUUUAGCUAUUAUGUUUAUUGACAAUAAUGAUAAUACCAUGUUACUUCCUCAACUUGACCAACAAGAUAUUCUUAAACAAUCAAAAUCUACUACAACUAAAGGUCAUGGAAAAUUAAAAAUCAAUAAUUUCAAAUUUCAUAUAAAGAAAGAUGAUGAACAGUAA
Entamoeba nuttalli P19 is the source of this 960-nucleotide messenger RNA. Its product is annotated as RhoGAP domain containing protein. Lineage: Eukaryota; Evosea; Mastigamoebida; Endamoebidae. Gene Ontology annotation, molecular function: GTPase activator activity. The transcript has a single exon. The record is from RefSeq and is a predicted model, not a curated record. Gene Ontology annotation, biological process: signal transduction; activation of GTPase activity. The coding region runs from base 1 to 960 and encodes 319 amino acids.